Messenger RNA from Teleopsis dalmanni, 1521 nucleotides. Its product is annotated as rho GTPase-activating protein gacF-like. The annotation marks the transcript as partial. The transcript is spliced from 4 exons. The record is from RefSeq and is a predicted model, not a curated record. NCBI's taxonomy places the organism in Eukaryota, Metazoa, Arthropoda, Insecta, Diptera, Diopsidae.
AUGAUUUUAAUUAAGAACUUUUUUGGAAGUCGCACUGAUUUCAAAAAGCAAAUACCAGAAAUACCACGACAACCAAAUCCUAAAUUCAACGAAAUGCCAGCAGAAUUUAGUCAACAGCAAGAUAUACAUGAGCACGUGGCACAACAGCAAGAUUCAAGACCUAGUAGUAUGGAAGAAGUACAACGACACCGAAGUGCAAGCCCUAUCAAUGUAACGCCAAGUCCAGAUGGAAAACAGCUACUAGUUACCCCAGAGCACGCAGUACAAGAAGAUUUUAAUUGCUACGAUGAAAUCCAACACGAAACUACCACAAUGUCUAAAUCAAAUUAUCCAACAGUGGCAGUUACCGUAGAACAUAAGAAACCACCGCUUCCGCCUCCACUAACUCAGCCCACAUCAUUUGAAGUACACGAAAAUUCUAUGAAUAUAGAAGCGGUUCUAUUACAGAAUCAAGUGGACACAUUGCAGUGGCAAUUAAAACAGGUGGAAACAAGUUGUGAAAUGUAUCGUGCUGUUAUGGAGGAAGUAGUGCGAUUUCUUGAUCGUUACCAUAACCAUAAGCAAAACAAUCGCAAUAACAUGGAGCAAAUAUCUCGUUCGAAAAGCCUUUACCACGUCUAUGCCGGAGGUCAUGAGAACAACCCACAUAGCGAUGAAUCAAUGGCCACGUCGUAUUUGCGCACGCGCAGUAGCACCAAUCUUAUUGAUCUAAAGCAGUCGCCACAUUUAUUGCCACCACCAGCAUCUACCCACAAUGAUGCUGCCACAGUGGCCAAUAUUAAACACAACAAACUAAGCGAACCGACUUAUGAUGCUGUAGCACCACCGAACUCAUACAGCACAUUUAAAGAUUUUACAUGGCGCCGUUCACCGAAGCAGAAACAAAACGAUAAUCGUACCCACACACCUGCACUAGAUGAUGUGGAAGAGAAACUGAACCAAGAGGCUUUUCGUUUAUCUCGUACCAUACACAAUCUAUUGAAUACGUCCACACAACAACCUGUUUUAACACAACACCGUAACUCACUGUCCGCAUUAAAUUUAGCGCGUUUAAAUGUCAAAACACCGAAUGGUUCUACAUUGACUUUACACACGCCCACUAUUCACAAUUCUACUAGCCUCACACUAGCGCCAAACACUAAUGAUGUUGAUACUUUAGUUAACACAACAGUUUCGGCUAUUGUUGCACCACCUAAAGCAGCCACACUUGCCAAUGCCGAUAUGCUCUUCUUGCGUUCAGCAAAUAUACGAGACUCUCGACUUUCACUGCACAGCACAACAGAUAGUUCCGUGCAUUCCACAACAUCAUCAUCAUGUACUACUUCUUCUUCCUCAAAGAUUGAAACUGAUGAUGAGCCCACCUUACCUUACAUAUCCGGAGCGCUCUUGUGUAAUAACAACAACAUUAACAAAAACAACAAACAAACGUUACCUCUAUGCUCUACCACGGAGGAUGAAAGUGGCUUCAGCUCAAUCAGUUCUUUUCAAGAAAUCGGCGUGCCAUUAUGUUCCACGCCAUGC